GUCUCCAAUUCAGGUCGCUGUUCAUCAUGGCGCAGUUCCGUGCAAGGAAGCUUGAUCUGGGCUGUUUCGUCAACAUCAAAAUCAUCCGAGAUCAUACCAAGCGGAAAGUGUUCGAGGAGCAUGAACCGGAAAGACAAGCACUUAGAUACCUGGUGCGGAAUACGUCCUUACCACAACGAACGAGAGCCCAGGCGCAACUGCAAUUGACCCAAAUGCACCCCUACACAAGCCCGACCAAGAUCAAGAACCGGUGUAUUAUGGGGGGCAAAGGCAGGGGAGUCUCAAGAGCCUUCAGAAUGGCGAGGUUCCAAUUCCGCAUGAAUGCGCUUGCGGGCAGGUUACCUGGUGUGAAGAAAGCGAGCUGGUAAACAUUGGGAAGCGUAGGGAUUGACGCUGUUGCAUAGCGCCGGCGUUAGCUCGAUGGGUUGGAUGGGAUUCUGGACGACGGUUGUACGAGUAUGAGCCGGGCCGCUCGAGCAAGCCUAUAUGGAGAUAUGGUGAGAAGGCAAAGCAGCACACAGCGUAUGGCCGUGGCCUCAGCUCUGGAUAUCCACAGUAAUUGCGUUCAUACG
Baudoinia panamericana UAMH 10762 is the source of this 572-nucleotide messenger RNA. RefSeq lists its product as uncharacterized. NCBI's taxonomy places the organism in Eukaryota, Fungi, Ascomycota, Dothideomycetes, Mycosphaerellales, Teratosphaeriaceae. The transcript has 3 exons. Gene Ontology annotation, molecular function: structural constituent of ribosome. Gene Ontology annotation, biological process: translation. The record is from RefSeq and is a predicted model, not a curated record. Bases 27 to 368 code for a protein of 113 amino acids. Gene Ontology annotation, cellular component: mitochondrial small ribosomal subunit; ribosome.